Selaginella moellendorffii is the source of this 4713-nucleotide messenger RNA. RefSeq names its product ABC transporter G family member 34. Gene Ontology annotation, cellular component: membrane. Bases 180 to 4457 code for a protein of 1425 amino acids. The record is from RefSeq and is a predicted model, not a curated record. The transcript is spliced from 25 exons. Gene Ontology annotation, molecular function: ABC-type transporter activity; ATP binding; ATP hydrolysis activity. NCBI's taxonomy places the organism in Eukaryota, Viridiplantae, Streptophyta, Lycopodiopsida, Selaginellales, Selaginellaceae.
AGUCAGUCGGUCGGAAACGACAAGCAGGAUAUUGAUUUCCAUACUGCGGCGGCGACGAGACUGGUUGGCUCUCUUGUCCUAUAGUUUGAAAGAACCAUCGGUGACUCCGGAGGAACAUAAUGCACUGCCGCUAUCAAGAGGGACGAUAGAUAAUUCUGGAUCUCGUUUCCUAACCACAAAUGUCAACGGACAAUCCUCUCUGGAACAACCCGCUCACGAGGAGCUCCCGGAGAGAAGGCACGGUCUUCUCACGGUCGUCGACUCGUGAGAGACAACUAAAUGAGGAGGAAGCACUGCUGUGGGCCGCACUUGAGAAGCUGCCUACUUACAACCGGUUGAGAACAUCAAUUCUCAAAGAUGUGUCGGGUAGCAGGCUUGAACAGGUCGAUCUUUCAAAGCUCGGUGUUGAGCACAAGCAGAGGAUUGUGCAGACGAUAAUUGGGAUUGGCGAAGAAGACAACGAGCUGUUCUUGUCCAAGCUACGGGAUAGGAUUGACAGGGUCGGCUUAAAACUCCCUGAGAUUGAAGUUCGUUUCAAACGCCUUCAUGUCGUUGCACACGUUCACGUUGGAAGCAGGGCUUUGCCAACGCUAUGGAACACAACACUCAACUGGAUAGAGAGCAUACUGGACAUGGUGCGCCUUGUCCCCACCAGAAAAAGAUCCCUUACCGUCCUAAACAACAUUAGCGGGAUAAUAAAACCAUCGAGGAUAACACUGCUCCUUGGACCUCCCGGAUCUGGAAGAACCACAUUUCUUCUCGCUCUUUCUGGGAAGCUCAGGGAUGACUUGAAGGUAACUGGAAGUGUUACCUACAAUGGUCAUGAAUUACACGAGUUUGUGCCUCAACGAACUGCUUCAUACACAAGUCAAAAUGACGUACACCUGGGCGAACUGACAGUACGGGAGACAUUUGACUUCUCAUCGCGCUGCCAAGGUGUUGGCUCUUCAUACGAAAUGUUAUCUGAACUGGCCAAGCGUGAGAGAGCAACAGGAAUCAAGCCAGAUCCAGAUAUCGAUGCGUUUAUGAAAGCCUCAGCCAUUCAAGGCCAAAGAACAAGUAUAGUUUCCGACUAUGUUCUCAAGAUUCUGGGUCUCGACAUUUGCGGAGACAUCUUUGUGGGGAAUGACAUGUUGAGAGGAAUUUCCGGAGGUCAGAAAAAAAGAGUCACUACAGGGGAGAUGCUUGUUGGGCCCGUAAAAGCAUUUUUCAUGGACGAGAUUUCUACUGGUCUGGACAGCUCAACAACUUAUCAGAUUGUCAAGUGUCUCAAGCAAUCCGUUCAUGCAACGAGUGGCACUAUGGUCAUCUCAUUACUGCAGCCGGCGCCUGAAACAUAUGAUCUGUUUGACGACGUUAUUCUCUUAUCCGAGGGCCAAAUCGUAUACCAAGGACCUCGUACUACUGUUCUUGAAUUCUUCGAGGCUCAGGGAUUCCGAUGUCCAGAAAGAAAAGGCGUCGCUGAUUUCCUACAAGAGGUGACUUCGAGAAAAGAUCAAAGUCAAUACUGGGCAUUGGAUGAGCCAUAUUCAUACGUCUCCGUGGAGGACUUCGUUGAAGCGUUUAAAAAAUUUAGCGUGGGUCAGCGACUUGUAUCGGAGUUAUCACGACCGUUUGACAAGUCAACCAGCCAUCCCGCGGCUCUGGUUACCGAGAAAUUCUCAUUAACAAACUGGGAACUGUUUCAGGCAUGCCUUGCCAGAGAAUGGCUGUUGAUGAGAAGAAACUCGUUUCUCUUCAUUUUCAAGGCUGUACAGAUUAGCAUUAUUUCAGUCAUCGGGAUGACAGUGUUUUUGCGUACCGAAAUGCAUCAUGAAACCGUCGGUGAUGGAAACAAGUACCUUGGUGCUUUGUUUUAUGGCCUGCUCAACGUGGCCUUCAAUGGGAUGGCUGAAAUGGCCAUGACCGUCGUUUAUCUUCCAGUUUUCUACAAGCAGAGAGACCUCUUGUUCUAUCCUGCUUGGGCGUAUGCACUGCCAGUCAUACUUUUGAAAAUCCCGGUGUCUGUUAUGGACUCUGCAAUAUGGACCGUCAUCACUUACUAUGUUAUAGGCUUCGCACCAGAGGCUAGCAGGUUUUUCAAGCAGUUCCUCCUCUUCAUUUGUCUCCAUAUUAUGUCGCUGGGAUUGUUUCGCAUGGUUGGCGCACUGUCUCGAACUAUAGUUGUGGCAAACACUCUAGGCUCUUUCCAGUUCCUGCUUAUGUGCGCACUAGGAGGCUUUAUCUUGUCCAGAGAGAACAUUCCAAAUUGGCUAACUUGGGGUUAUUGGAGUACGCCGCUGUCUUAUGCGCAGAAUGCACUCUCUGCCAACGAGUUUCUUGCCCAUCGCUGGCAAAGACCUUCUAAUUCUUCAGAUACUGUUGGAGUUGCUUUCCUUAAAUCUCGUGGAUUAUUUCCGAACGAGUAUUGGUAUUGGAUUGGCGUUGGAGCUUUGCUUGGGUUCGGAGCUGUGUACAAUUUCCUGUACAUUGUCGCAUUAAGCUAUCUUGAUCCUUUCCAAAAUUCUCGGGGAGCUAUUUCGGAAGAAAAGACUAAAGACAAAGACAUUUCAGUCUCCGAGGCCAGUAAAACCUGGGAUAGCGUGGAAGGGAUUGAAAUGGCAUUGGCAACUAAAACAGGGAUGGUGCUGCCGUUUCCUCCCCUGUCAAUUUCUUUCUCCCAUGUCAACUAUUACGUUGACAUGCCUUUGGAAAUGAAGAAGCAAGGAGUGUCUGACGACAAGCUGCAGCUGCUACAAGACAUUACUGGAGCCUUCCGACCAGGAGUUCUUACGGCACUCGUUGGCGUGAGUGGUGCUGGAAAGACAACGCUGAUGGACGUCCUUGCAGGCAGAAAGACAGGUGGGUACAUCGAGGGAAGCGUCAAUAUCUCCGGGUUUCCCAAAAAGCAAGAGACAUUUGCUCGAAUCUCUGGAUACUGCGAGCAAAAUGAUAUUCACUCCCCAUAUGUGACAGUAAGAGAAUCAAUUACUUACUCGGCAUGGCUUCGUCUGUCUCAAGAGAUUGACAGCAGAACCAGAAAGAUGUUUGUUCAAGAAGUCUUAAAUCUUGUGGAGCUCACUCCCGUCCAGAAUGGUCUUGUUGGCCUUCCUGGGGUCAGCGGGCUUUCCACCGAGCAGAGGAAGCGGCUGACAAUUGCAGUGGAGCUUGUUGCGAAUCCGUCCAUCAUUUUUAUGGAUGAACCAACAUCGGGACUGGAUGCAAGAGCUGCGGCGGUGGUCAUGCGCGCCGUCAGAAACACUGUCAAAACCGGCCGAACCGUUGUCUGUACCAUACAUCAACCGAGUAUUGAUAUCUUCGAAAUGUUUGAUGAGCUCUUGCUGAUGAAACGUGGAGGCCAAGUUAUCUAUGCAGGACCAUUGGGCACAAACUCUUGCCAUCUGAUUGAGUACCUCGAGGCCGUCGAGGGAAUUCCAAAGAUUGGUGAUGGUAUCAAUCCAGCAACUUGGAUGCUAGAUGUAACGUCUCAAACUGUCGAGAGCCAGCUGAGGAUAGACUUCGCCACGAUCUACAAGGAAUCGUCGCUGUACAAGCGCAAUGAAGAUCUCGUGGAGGAGCUCAGCACUCCGGCUCCUGGUUCUAAGGACUUGUACUUCACGUCAACAUUCUCCCAGACCUUUGUGGAGCAGUGCAAAGCAUGCCUGUGGAAGCAGUACUGGUCAUACUGGAGAAAUCCUCAGUAUCAACUUGUUCGCCUCUGCUUCACUGCCUUCGUCUCGCUUAUGUUUGGGGUCAUCUUCUGGGGCUGUGGAUCCAAAAGGGAUACUCAGCAAGACGUCUUCAACGUCACCGGCGUUUUGUAUCUGGUAGUUCUCUUCGUAGGAGUGAACAACGCAGCAUCUGUGAUACCGGUUGUCGAUAUAGAACGCACCGUUUAUUACCGAGAAAGAGCUGCUGGAAUGUAUUCUCCGCUGCCAUAUGCGAUCGCGCAGGUCGUUAUUGAGGUCCCUUAUCUCUUGACUCAGACAGUAAUCUUCGGGCUUGUAGUUUAUCCAAUGGUCCAGUUCGAGUGGACAGUCGUCAAGUUCUUCUGGUUCAUGUUCUUCUCGUUCUUCAGUUUUUGGUACUUCACGCUCUACGGGAUGAUGAUCCUUGCUCUCUCUCCGAAUGGACAAUUCGCUGCCAUUAUUUCGUCGUUCUUCUAUAUCAUGUGGAACCUCUUCUCGGGAUUCCUGAUUCCAUACUCGCAAAUCCCCGUGUGGUGGCAGUGGUAUUACUGGAUUUCUCCCGUUGCAUGGACUCUAUACGGCUUGAUAACUUCCCAGCUCGGAGACGUGAAAUCCUUCAUGCAAAUACCAGAGCAAGCACCAGUCCGAGUGGAGGAUUUUAUCAGGGACAGGUUCAACUUUCGCUACGACUUUCUGGGCCUCAUGGCCGGCGUGCAUGUGGCAUUUGUCAUCCUUUCUAUCCUCGUCUUCGCGUUUUGCAUCAAGCACUUCAACUUUCAGCGGCGUUAAAUAGAUACCGGACUAGAUUUCUAUGCCUGGACGAAACGCAAGCUUCAUUAAUGAGGAAACAGGUAAUCUUGUUUGCUGACCUCGGUGUGAGCUCGCAAGAUCACAGCCUGGGUUAUAAUGUGAUUUGAGGGAGUCAAAAGAGCUGUAUACUAUCCUUUAGCCAACGGUUGCAAGUAGAAAAAUCGUCAUGGAGCCCAGAAAAAGUUGUAAACGUUUCUGCUCACUACACCGCUAAUGGAUUUGUUCUUGUUUAGUA